ACUACAUUUUCUUGCUUUGACAGGUAUGCCAUACAUGUCUUUAUCCUGGUGUUGGCUUGUUAUGGAAUUUUGAUCAAAUCCAGUGUAAACGGUGUUCACAGAUAUACUAUGAUUGCAUCAGUAGGAUACCUCAUUGUUUGCCAAGUGAGCAGAGCCUUCAUAUUCGACUAUGGCAUCUUGUCCACGGAUUUCUCAGGCCCUUUGAUGAUAAUAACACAGAAGGUCACUACUCUUGCCUUUCAGGUACAUGAUGGUAUGUGUCGAAAGCAAGAAGAACUUAAAGAUGAUCAGAGACGUCUGGCUGUACACUCUAAGCCAUCACUGUUGGAGUACCUAAGCUAUAAUAUUAAUUUUCUGAGUGUCUUGGUGGGACCCUGCAGUAUCUAUAAAGACUACAUAGAGUUUAUAGAGGGCCAGCAUGUCCAGCACAGGCUGAAAAGAGUGAAAGACAUCAGCUCUCAGCAGAAUGGCUGGGAUAAAGUGCCUGAACCAUCGCCUGUGAGGGCUGUGAUUAAUAAGCUUCUUGUGUGCGCGUGCUGUCUGCUCUGGUUCUUCAUCAUCACAAAAGCAUUCCCCAUAACAUACAAUGUGGAUCCACAAUUCAUCAGCGAGGCCUCUUUCAUUACAAGAUUGGCCUAUGCCUUAAUUUCUGUCCAAGCAGCCAGACCCAAGUUCUACUUCGCAUGGACCCUCGCGGAUGCCAUCCAUAAUGCAGCGGGGUAUGGAGUCAGUGGUGUGAAUGAAAGGGGAGAAGUGUCCUGGGACCUCAUCUCCAAUGUUCGCAUCUGGGAGAUUGAGACAGCGACAAGUUUUAAAUCAUUCAUUGACAACUGGAAUAUACAGACUUCUCUUUGGCUAAAAAGUGUAUGUUAUGAUCGAGCACCAUAUUACCGCAUGCCACUCACGUUUGUGCUGUCGGCCAUCUGGCAUGGAGUUUACCCAGGAUACUACUUUACAUUCAUCACCGCUAUACCCAUCACCUUAGCAGCUCGCUCUGUGCGCAGAAACUUCCGGGAAUUUUUCUUGUCCUCUCCACUGCUCAAGAUCUGCUAUGAUGUUGUGACCUGGGCUGCCACUCAGCUGACUGUCUGCUACAUUGUAAUGCCCUUCCUUCUACUUGCAGUGGAACCAACCUUGCAGUAUUACAGAUCAAUGUACUUUCAUGUGCAUGUCAUCAGCAUUCUGGCUAUGAUUCUUCUGCCCAGCAAACCCAGUUGCUUCAAGUCUGAAAUUCAUGCCCUGCACUUCAACAAUAAUGUGAAGGAGGACUAAACCCUUCUGACCCUUCUGUUGUGUGUGUGUGUGUGUGUGUGUGUGUGUGUGUGUGUGUGUGAACUGGGAGAGCAGAGGCACUGAGAGACAAAAGCUACUUUGUGUGAAUAAACACACACACACGUUUGUUUUUGUGAAAAGUGAGCACAUCCCAUAGGCGUAAUGGUUUUUAUACUGUAUAAACUGUAUGAUUUAUAAGCAUUUUGAAAAAUGGGGACAUGGGUUAUGUCCUCAUAAGUCACCCUCUCCUUGUAAUAUCUGUGUCAUAACCACCAUUAUAAAGAGUUGUGUCCUGAUAUGUCACAAAAACAAGAGCACACACAUACACACACACACACACACACACACACACACACAAUACCCAGGCCACAACUGAGCUUUAUACAAGUGUACACAGCCAGGGAUACAGUCCAUUUAAUCAAAAACACACUUAAUCAAAAGCAGCUUGAGAAAGUUUUUACAAGAACUGAUAAGAGCACACAAAGUUUGAUUUAUGCUGUACAUGGUAUAUGACAUAAGGAGGCAAGUAUCUGUUUUUGUCAGUUAAUGAAUGCUGCUCAUUUAAGGGUAUUUUAAAAUAGUUGAACACUGUAUUUUAUCUUAGUUUGUCAUGUUAAGACAUCAAUUUUGUGAAAUUACAGUGUAGUAAAUACAUAAUGGCUAUAAAUAAUGAAUUAAAACACUACUGCAAAUAUUAACUGAAGAAUAAUCAAAUUAGAAUAAUCAAAUGUGUUAUGAAUUGUGAUACCUGAAUAAAUGUUAUAGGUUUUUGAAUGAAUUAAUGGGCACUGUAUGUACACAUUCCCAAGUUUUUUUUUUUUUUUUUUUUUUUUUCUAAAACCCUUUUUUCUAAAACCCUGGCAAACAGAAUAUGUUUUGACUUGGGAAAGUAAGCAAGGUCACAGUCAUACAAGCCUACAUUGAACAACAUCAGGAGUAUCAGGCCCUUCCUAAUUGAGCAUGCUACACAAAUGUGCCUCGCUGGUGGCAUCUUCCUGUAACACCUGGACAAAUCAGUGACACAAUUAUUUGUUCUAUUUAACACCCCUACCCCCAACCAACAUUCAAGAAAUAAGGUUCUCUGGAACUCUUUUCCUGAAAUUAAAAUAACCCCAAAAGGACAGAUCAGACCUCUGGUUAUCACAACUAGAUAAGCUUUACAACUCAGUGGUAUUCAGAGAGUUUUACUCACUUAAUUCACUUUGAAUAGACGCAUUCUGACCAUAGGACUGCAUGCCACGAACCCCUAAACUGAACGUUUUCAGCAGUUAUUUGUGUUUGUGCCCUGGUGUUUCUGGUUUCUGGACAAAAACCUGACUUUUUUGUGCAUGGUAGUUUUCCAGUUUGCUCACUAAUGCGAUUAACUCCCAGACGCCAACAGAAAUGUUUACUCACUCACCGGUAAACCCACGUACAUUCCUGUGCACACAAGAAGUAAAGUCCCAACAAAAUCCAGGGUACAAAAAUAAGUCUCUGUCAGAAGGAGAUGCAUAAACGAGAACACAAGUGUACUAUUUAUGGAGGCUAUAUCUUUAACACCAAGCAUUUCUGCAGACUCUGUUGAUAUUCUCCUUGAUUUCAAAAGUUAAGAAUGUUAUUGAUGAUAUUGUUCUUAUAAUAGUCAGUAAGAAAACAAACAGACAGAAAUCAGUCUGGAGAAGAUCAACAGCAGUUCAGAAAAGACAAUGUAGAAAAGCAGAGUGGAUGUGGCAGAAGACAAAACUUGUAAUCCACUAUAUCAUCUAUUAAGACAGCCUUCAUACUUUAACGUGAAACUAGCCACAGCUAGACAGAAUUUCUUCUCAAACCCUAUAAACAGUAACUUUAAUAACACUUGUACUCUUUUUGCCACUGUUGAGAGACUGACAAACCCCCCCAAGUCAGAUUCCCAAUGAAAAGCUCUCAGACAGCAAAUGCAAUGAGCUUGCAUCCUUCUUUUCUGAGAAGGAAGGUGAUUAGCACAUCCUCAAGUAAUGCAAAGGUCAGACAGAUUAGGCCACAAUAUCAAAAAGAUACUAUGUCUAUUUUUGAGGCAAUUGAUAGCAAAAUUCUGGAAGACAGUGCAGCACCUAAA
Messenger RNA from Carassius auratus (goldfish), 3346 nucleotides. It is a transcript of the gene mboat1, whose product is annotated as membrane bound O-acyltransferase domain containing 1. The annotation marks the transcript as partial. Gene Ontology annotation, cellular component: membrane. The record is from RefSeq and is a predicted model, not a curated record. The transcript has 11 exons. Gene Ontology annotation, molecular function: acyltransferase activity. NCBI's taxonomy places the organism in Eukaryota, Metazoa, Chordata, Actinopteri, Cypriniformes, Cyprinidae. Gene Ontology annotation, biological process: lipid modification.